Cydia fagiglandana is the source of this 793-nucleotide messenger RNA. RefSeq lists its product as uncharacterized. The record is from RefSeq and is a predicted model, not a curated record. Lineage: Eukaryota; Metazoa; Arthropoda; Insecta; Lepidoptera; Tortricidae. The coding region runs from base 29 to 775 and encodes 248 amino acids. The transcript is spliced from 4 exons.
GUUACCAUUGGCUGGGUUCGUUUGGACGAUGACGGGCUUGAUACUAAUAUUGGCUGUAUUCACAAUAGCGGAUAUAACGGUCUGUCGAGUUGUAGCUCAGAAUUUUCUCAAAAAUGCAUGGCAACAGCAGCAGUUAAAAGACGAUGAUGAUAAUGAUGACGAUAGCUUUCGUUCUUUGAAUCCCCAAGAUCUUGGAGCGUUGCUUGAAGUUGCGCUCAAGGCUAGUGACAAAUAUGGAAAGCAAAAAACUGUCGGCAGAAAAGAAACAAAUCGAAAGAUAAGGCAAAAGUAUGAACCAACAUUAUUUGAUCAAUUGACCGGGCUGGAUGCAGAUGAUGUUCUAGUUUAUGACCCAGAUAGCUACAAGUCAGUAAAUACUGAACAAGAGAAACAUAGAUUAUUGGACAUGUUAGGAUCAUCUUCUUACGAUAAAACCAUCCCCGACGAAGAAGAUGAAGAUGAUAAUUCGCCCGUAUAUGUUAUAGCCAGGGUCGAUGAUCUCCUAAAGAGAGGAACUGAUAAGAGUUCAAAUAACGUGUUUUCAUCACUAUUGAAGUCAUUUAGUCAAAAGGAUCGUAGCAAUAUCGGGCAAGAGGAUCGUUACAAAGGAUUUCGAGUGAGGGAGCCCUAUAGGAGAGCAAGAGACUCUAGUGAAACUUAUUCUUCACGCGAAGUCGAGGAGAAACGCCCUACACGACAGCGGGCAUACAGUGGCGGCCGGACCCCCAUCCCCUACAUCAAACAUCGUGGAGACAUCUACGAAAAAGAUAAUUAAACAGAAAUUCAGAUAUUG